AUGAACUUCGGAUUCAGCGGCAUCGACGAGCUGAACGGGCUGGACAAUGCCCUCAUUGAAGAGAUCGAAAAGGAGACGAAGGGCGCAGGGGACAACAAGCGAAAAUUUGACGUCUACGAUGAGUACGAAUUGUUAGAGUAUGUUUAUAAAAAUAACUUAACUACUGAUGAUAUAUUUUUUAAGCCCCAACAAAUAGAAUCUAGAUGCAGAACAGAAUGCGCCAAAUUAGCUAGCAGUAAUGAAGACAUCGAUGAGUAUCUCAAGAUUUACGAUUGCAACGAUAUUUACCCUCCUGUGUAUGUAAAGAAGUUGGCUUAUGAAGGGAAACAGGUGGGGAGAAAAAAAUACAUGGCAGAUCUGGGCGAUGAUGCGGAGGCAGACCAACAAGGUGGUGGAAACUGGACAGGGAGCUCUUUCCUGAGAAGAAAUAGCGAGGGGUUCAGAAAAACGCUGGAAAAGGUUCUACAGGAAAUUAAAGAGGAGGACAAGCAAAGGAAGGAGAAGAGAGAAAAUCAGCUAACAGAAUCGGGGAAAGUCUCCAAAGAUGAAGGAAAAAACGCAAAAAGGGAAAACCCCAAAUCGGGGAAAACCAUGAAUUCACAAAAGUGCGUCAAUUUUGUGGAGAAGUACAGGGCAAAAUAUUUCUCAGAACUCCUGACAGACGAAGCCAUUAACAGGGAAGUCCUCCUAUGGAUGAAGCAAUGGAGUGAGCGAAUAGGAAAAGGGCCAACAAACAUGACAUCUACUCAGGGAAAUGAUAAGAACGAGGAAGAAGAAGCCAAAAAGAACAACGAAUUUCAACGAAUCUUACUUCUAGGUGGGUCAGCAGGAAAGGGAAAAACAACUCUAGCGUAUGUAAUCGCAAACCAUUUUAAAUUCAACGUAAUUGAGAUCAACGGAAGUGAUGACAGAAACAAGGAGACGUUAAUCCCGCUAGUCGAGUCUAUCGUGUGUAACAACUCCAUAGGGUCUAAACCCAAUAUAUGUAUCAUCGACGAGAUUGAUGGUCUAACCAGCUCGCAACAAAACGUAGAAGCUGUAAUGAAAUUUCUAACGAAGAAGGACAGGAGAAAUAGGAGCAUCAUCAGGAGACCAAUAAUUUGUAUAUGUAAUGAUAUUUAUCACAAAAGUCUUAAGGAACUCCGAAAAAUAAGUAAAGUCGUUGUGGUGGACAGUGUCAACUACGAAAUGUUGAAGGCGAGAAUUAAUUUCAUUUGCGACCGGGAGGGUAUCAGCAUAGGUAAUGAGACUGUUAGCAAGUUGGUCGAAAUUUGCAAGGGGGACAUUCGGGCGAUUUUAAACACGAUUUGUUUUCUCAGCAUCGGGGGGGGCACUUCGAGUGGCAGUACCAUUGGCGGGGCUAGCGGGGCGCCUGUUGUGGGCCCCCCCGGGGACGGCCUGCACCGGUCACACAAGCAGAAGCGCAAGGUAGUCAUCACCAUGGACCUACUCAACGCAUACCUAUUCUACAAAGACGCAAACAACAACUACAUGGAGCUCCUCAACAUGAUUUAUGUGAAAAACAAAAACAAAAAAAUAAUCAAACAGUUACUACACCACUGUCACCAAUUUUUCCAUCUUAACUUAUCCAACGAAUACAAUUACCUCCAGUCCUACUACUACGUCUACGAUAAUCUAAUGAAUGUACCAUUCAACGAUUUCGAUUUUUGCAAACUGAGUUAUUGUCUGGAUUUUCUCACCUUCUGUGAUACCUUGGAAUAUAGACAGAAACAAAUUUUGAGUUACUCCUUACAGAAGACCUUGUUCUAUGCUGUCUACCUUUUCAUUCUCAUCAUUCACCUAAACGUGAAUACACACGUGCAAUACAUCCUCAUGCACAACAGCCAUAGUAACUUUAACCGAUCCAAACAACUGAGUGUGAAGCAAAUAAAGGAUAAUUUUUUAAAUGAUACUUUCGGGGCUAUAACGUAUAAGUAUAUCUACUCCAAGCACUUCUUCUUUGAGACUCUUAAUUAUAUUUUCUCCUUCUUCUACAUGAAUGAGUUCUUUUACAGAAAUGUGCAUCUAUGGGGAACAGCUAGCUAUUUCAACGAUUUGGAUCAUGUCCCCAAAUAUGUCCUUGUUCCUUACCACUUUCACAAUGUGAAUAAAUUAAAAUUAUUCUGUUUGAAGUUGCUCCAUGUGAUGACCCUUUUUAACAUUUCAUUUACGAACGUUUCUGUGUCUUCUUCCUCCUCGGUGGGUUCCUUUCACUUUGGAGUGCCCAGGGCUAACCAGCCCUUUCGGGGAUCAGCACCCGGGACGGGGGGGGGAGCCAUCAACCGGGUUGGCGGUAACCCGGUCGGUGGUAACCCUGUUGGAGGUAGCGCAGUUGGUGGUAGCGCAGUUGGUGGUAGCGCAGUUGGUGGUAACCCCAUCGGGGGGGGCGAGGUCGACAAGGUGUACGUGUUCGACCCGUACGUGGAUGACCUCCUGCUGUACGCGGAAAAGAAGGAGAGCGGCUACAGGCAAUUCCAGCAGACGGCCAAACCCACGACAGCCACCUGCCAGGCGAACACCUUUCACUUCCACACCAUGGAGAGCUUCCUCACCAACACCGUGUGUGAAAAAUUAAACCAAUUGAAGAAAUGGAUUAAUAAUCAGUCGAUCUACUUUUACGAGAAAAAAAAGAAGCAACCAAACCAAAUGCACGUUAUUAAGGCUUCUUCUUCUUCCUCCAAGGGACACAAAGGAAAAUUCGAAGUUAACUACACUCCCAAUUUUGAAAAAUCUCUAAGUGAUAUAAUUUUAAUUGCACACCAGAAAGGGUAUCAGAAGGCCUUUUCUAUGUAUUUCCCAAAUGAGCUAGCUGAAGAUGUCGUGGGUUCUACCUCUGGAAGGUUAGAUGCAAAAACGGGUUCAACGGAUAAACAGACAAAGGGUGCAGGUGCACAGGGGGCAAACCUCAAAAAUGAGCAGAACAUUUUGAAGACGAAGAUUUUACACAACACGGGCGAUGCUGCUCUCACCAUCGCCGACCUGAUCAGAGAAGAAAAGAGUUACAUGGACCGGACCAUCAACAAAGAGACGAGGAUUUACUUCACGGGGAAGUACGUCAAGACCAAGGGCUAUUACAAAUACAUCGAGGAGCGCUGCAAUGCGGUUCUCCAGCCCCUGCACUUUUGCGUCUUCCAGGGGAGCUAG
Plasmodium cynomolgi strain B is the source of this 3144-nucleotide messenger RNA. Its product is annotated as replication factor c. Gene Ontology annotation, cellular component: nucleus. Bases 1 to 3144 code for a protein of 1047 amino acids. Gene Ontology annotation, molecular function: ATP binding; ATP hydrolysis activity; DNA binding. The record is from RefSeq and is a predicted model, not a curated record. The transcript is spliced from 2 exons. Lineage: Eukaryota; Apicomplexa; Aconoidasida; Haemosporida; Plasmodiidae.